Molecule: messenger RNA, 711 nt
Organism: Bipolaris sorokiniana ND90Pr
Lineage: Eukaryota; Fungi; Ascomycota; Dothideomycetes; Pleosporales; Pleosporaceae
Exons: 2
Coding region: 1-711 (236 amino acids)
Cellular component (GO): nucleus
Molecular function (GO): histone H2A acetyltransferase activity; histone H4 acetyltransferase activity; protein N-terminal-serine acetyltransferase activity
Source: RefSeq, a predicted model, not a curated record
AUGCCUCAAGCCGUCCAACGCACGCUUAUGGUAAAAAUGCUGUUCGAAGACGAAAUUGUCGGCCUCAAAUCCUACAAGUCAGCAAAUCAACCAUUUCCACUAAAACUCGAUCUCAUAACCUCAGCCACUCAGCUCAAAGAAGAGGAACUCCAAACCUGCAUCGAGCUCGUCGAGCAAACGUCCGGGGACGAUUACCGCGCCUCAAGAAUUGGCUGGAACACGCGCAAGAAGCGAGAAGAAAUGAUGGACAAGGACAUGAUAUACCUGCUCCUGGAUGCAUCGUCUCCCCAACCCCCCCAACUAGAUGACCUCGAACAACUCGCUCAAACCUACACCUCCACCUCCUCCACCCCCACGCCUGCCCCACCACUCGCUUCCCCCAACUCCCCUAUCCUUGGCUUCAUCUCCUUCAUGUUCACCUGGGACGACCCCCCACACCAAGACCGCGCUGUCGUCUACAUCUACGAAAUCCACCUAUCCCCGCCCCUGCGCAACCAGGGUCUCGGCUCACGCCUGAUGACCUUCGUCGAAGCCGUCGCGCGGGCCUGCAGUAUCGAGAAAACAAUGUUAACAGUCUUCGUAGCGAAUGAGGGCGCGAAGAAGAUGUAUGAGAAGUUGGGGUAUGAGAGGGAUGAGUGUAGUCCUGUUGAUAGGGUUAUGCGGAGGAAGGUGGUGAGGGCUGAGUAUGUUAUUAUGAGUAAGAGGGUGUGA